AUGUCGAACAGCCGUACGGUGGAGAUGAUAGAGGGCAGCGAUAAGUUCAACGAACAGUUCGUCACUGCAAUUCGCACCUUACGUCGCAUUGCGAUUUACAUGGGAAUUUGGCCAGAAAAAAAACAUGAGAAAUUGUGCAAUUUAUUGUGGUACUAUAAUUCGACAAAUUUGGUAUUUAUGAACUUCGGUUUAAUGUGUAACGCCAUCAGAGUAAGAGACGACAUGAAUAAAGUUAUUUCUACCAUAAGCGUAGCAAGUGGGGUAAUGUAUAUAAUGGUGAAGUGGUUUACAUUUUCUUCGCACAAGGUACUUAUCAGGAAACUGGUAUAUAUGAUGAACGAAGAUUGGACCAGCUUGGAAAACAACACUUUGAUUCCUGAAAGCGUACCAGAUUCGAAACGAUUAAUGUUAAAAUACUACCGAGUGUUAAAUAUAUACGUCUACACCGUCUUGACUGUAAUGGUUUGUGGAAAUGCAAAUUUCGUCAUCACUUUUGUUGUAGCCACAAAUCAUCGCGACAAUAAUACAGAUCUGGAUAACCUCUUGCCGGUGAUUCACAGCUGGUAUCCUGGUGUCGAUUACGAUCGAGCUUACAUCAUUGGGUUUUUGGCCGCUGCUCAAAUAAUGAGUAUGAUAGCAGUAAUUGUCGGAAACACUGUAGUCGACGGUUUCUUCGUUAUUACAGUUCUGAACACUACCGCUCAAAUCGAGAUUCUGGGAAUCUUUAUUGAACAAAUGAAAUAUAAUUCGCUGGAUCCCGAAUGCAACAAAACGAAUAUCCAAGAGGUGGUAAAGCGUCAUCAGGUGUUAUUGAGCGUGGCAAACAACAUACAAGAAUGUUUUGGUGCGAUAGCCUUCCAGCGCGUGUCUAUUUCUUUAGUCGGUAUCUGUUUCAGUGCACACGUAUUUCUUAGGGAAUUACAAAACGUUGGAGAAGGUAACGCGGCUGCACUGAAGUACGGGUUCACUUUUCUCGCGGCGCUCGGAAAUGUCUUCGCCUACUGUUCGGUUAGCGAUACUUUGGCCACUGAAAGUCUUGCUAUCGGAACGCAUGUCUACAAUUCGGAAUGGUAUAAUGCUACGUCUUCUGCCAAACUUUCAUUAUCAAUAUUAAUGAUUAAAGCAUCGCGACCGAUGAUAAUUACUGCAGCCAAAAUCUUUCCCCUCACGAUGGAAAAUUUCACAGUGAUCAUCAAAUCGAUCGCAUCAUAUAUUUCCGCACUACGAGCAUUCAGCGUGUCUCACGUCUAAAGAUAUUCGAGCAAACCGAUACAGACAUACCUACGUGACACGAGGUAAGCGAUGAAAACACACAUUU
Molecule: messenger RNA, 1318 nt
Organism: Diprion similis
Lineage: Eukaryota; Metazoa; Arthropoda; Insecta; Hymenoptera; Diprionidae
Product: odorant receptor 49a-like
Exons: 7
Coding region: 1-1251 (416 amino acids)
Biological process (GO): sensory perception of smell; detection of chemical stimulus involved in sensory perception of smell
Cellular component (GO): plasma membrane
Molecular function (GO): odorant binding; olfactory receptor activity
Source: RefSeq, a predicted model, not a curated record